AUGGCACAACGCAUCCUCACCACGCCCUCGCGCGCAAAUCCCAACCCACCACCCUCAAAACAAUGGCAUGAACACCUCAACAUUGACCUUAUUAUGACCGUUCUAAAUCGAUCAAUAUUACACCCAUUCAUCGCCUGGAUCAUAGUCCUCUGUCUCCGCGCCCAAGCAACCCCCUACGCGCAUCCCGCAUUCAUUGUCGCAUUCGCCUACGCUACCUUCCUGACCCUCCUUGACAUUGCAUUUAUGAUUAGCGACCGAAUUGCGUUUGGCGUGCCUAGACAAGUCGAUUUGAGCGAGGAGGUUAUUGUUAUCACGGGGGGAGCGAGCGGGUUAGGAAGGUUGGUCGCUCAGAUCUACGGGCUGCGCGGGGCGAGCGUUGCGGUGCUGGAUAUCGCGGAAGCGAAGGAUGUUAAGGGGUGGGAGGAUGUUAGUGGGGUCGAGUAUUAUCGAUGUGAUAUUGGAGUGAGGGAUGAGGUUGAGACCGUGGCGCGGAGAAUUGAAGAGGAUUUGGGUGCACCAACAGUGCUCGUUAACUGUGCAGCAACUCGGAUCAAUGGGCAGACGCUUCUGUCACUAUCUGCCGAAGCAUUCCAGAAGACUAUCCAGACGAAUCUUUUGGCAGUUGUCCACACUUGUCAAGUGUUUCUCCCACACAUGCUAUCUAGCGAGAACGGAGGCACCGUUGUGAACGUUAGCUCGGUCCUAGGACAACUGUGUGCCGCCGGUCUUUCAGACUACUCGGCAAGCAAGGCAGGCCUCAGUGCCCUGCAUCGCACAUUGGAGGCAGAACUCCGGGUAUCAGGAAACGGAGAUAAAGUGAAAACAGUAUUGGUCGAAUCCGGUCAAAUAUCAACACCCCUGUUCAAGUCUAUUAAAACGCCCAACUCCUUUUUCGCGCCUGUGCUUGAACCCAUCCAUGUCGCCCAGGCUAUUGUAUCCAUGAUAGAUCAGGGACAAAGUGGUGUUAUUAGGUUGCCGACGUUCGCUAUGUUUGCCAACCUGUAUGCGGUGUUGCCGAAAGGCCUUCAGCAGAUCGCCCGGUAUCUGAGCGGCAUCGAUUCCGCUGUACCACUAGGGUCAUCUCAAACGAAGCAGGUUGGAGCAAAGAAAACAGGAGUCGCAAGUUAA
This is a messenger RNA of Aspergillus versicolor CBS 583.65, 1128 nucleotides long. RefSeq lists its product as uncharacterized. Bases 1 to 1128 code for a protein of 375 amino acids. Gene Ontology annotation, molecular function: oxidoreductase activity, acting on the CH-OH group of donors, NAD or NADP as acceptor. The record is from RefSeq and is a predicted model, not a curated record. The transcript is spliced from 2 exons. NCBI's taxonomy places the organism in Eukaryota, Fungi, Ascomycota, Eurotiomycetes, Eurotiales, Aspergillaceae.